Microcebus murinus (gray mouse lemur) is the source of this 2607-nucleotide messenger RNA. RefSeq names its product epiregulin (gene EREG). Gene Ontology annotation, molecular function: growth factor activity; epidermal growth factor receptor binding. Lineage: Eukaryota; Metazoa; Chordata; Mammalia; Primates; Cheirogaleidae. Gene Ontology annotation, biological process: epidermal growth factor receptor signaling pathway; positive regulation of cell population proliferation; positive regulation of mitotic nuclear division. The record is from RefSeq and is a predicted model, not a curated record.
AUGGAAAAGUUUGGGGAGUUGUCCCGGGUCAACCAGAAGGACAGUUUUUCAUUCCUCAGCCACUGCUCCCAGCUAGUCAGUCCUCGGCCGCGCGGCCUCUCCCCGCGCUCUAUAAAGGUCGCGGCGCGGGACGGGCGGGCUCACUUGCCUGACAGACCCGCCGCCCGAGGAGAACGCGGGGCGCGCGGCUCCUCCAGGCUCUCCGCCGCGCUCCCGCCGCAGCCAGCGCACGGCCCGUCGUUUCCGGCCGUCGAGUGCGCUCCCGCCGCCUCCCGCGCUCCCGCCGCCUCCCGCGCUCCCGCGGCCGCCGGGGGGAUGGAGACGCGCGGCGCCGGCCGGGGCCCCGCGCUGCUGCCGCUCUGCCUCGCUUUCCAUCUUCUCCAAGCUGUUCUCAGCACAACUGUGAUUCCAUCGUGUAUCCCAGGGGAAGCCAGUGAUAACUGCACAGCUUUAGUUCAGACAGAAGAUAAUCCACGUGUGGCUCAAGUGUCCAUAACAAAGUGCAGCUCGGACAUGAACGGCUACUGUCUGCACGGACAGUGUAUCUACCUGGUGGACAUGAGUGAAAAUUACUGCAGGUGUGAAGUGGGUUAUACUGGUCUCCGGUGUGAACACUUCUUUUUAACCGUCCACCAACCCUUGAGCAAAGAGUAUGUGGCGUUGACUGUGAUUCUUAUUUUCUUGUUUCUCAUCAUAGUCGCCGGUUCCAUGUACUAUUUCUGCAGAUGGUACAGAAAUCAAAAAAGUAAAGAACCAAAGAACGAAUAUGAGAGGGUGACCUCAGGGGAUCCAGCACUGUCACAAGUCUGAGGGGCACUGUCAAUCUUACGGGCACAGAUGCGCAGCCUGCCUGCUUCAUGUUAAUAUUCCUAUUUUAUUAAUAAUAUUUAUGUUGGGUCAUGUGUCAGGUCGACAACAUGUAUUUUUAAUUUUAAUAUACUUGAAAAAUGUUUUUUUAUUUUUGUUUUAUUUUUGACAGACUAUUUGCUAAUAUAUAAUAUGCAGAAAAUAUUUAAUAUUAAAAGAAAAUUGAUAUUUUUGUAAAAAAUAAUUUUCUGAGGUAAAUGCUUUAUCAAAAGCUUCGAAGCUUAUAUUCCUGCUACACAGUGCAUAGGAGUGAGUGAUGCCCAGGUCAUGGCUUAAGAAGUGUCAGCAAAUGACAGAUUUCUGUAAGCCUGUAUGCAUAUAUUCAAAUGCAUAUAUUUUUUUCUACUCUUUACAUUAAUGAUAAUUGGUUUAACCAUAUCAUGGUCUGAUAUAUUGGUUGGCACCACUUUGUCAUGUAUUAAAACAGUAAUGCAAUUGGAAUUCAGGAGAAUCAAGUAUAGAUCCUGUGCUAAACACUACACAUUUGAACCAACUAAGUUCAGGGAGGCUAUAGUUUCUUCAACCGUCUCAGCUAUAACUGGGUUUAUCAGCCUGGAGGGGCAGAGACAGUCCCCUGUGCAAACACACACCUCCUACGGAUACCAGUCACUCACCUGACAGAUCCUCCUUACACGAAAUGAAUUGAAAAACUUAAUUUUAUGCCAUCUUUUCUGUAAGCAAUGGUAUUUCAUAGCUUCUCUUUUUGUAUAAUGCAACAUUUAUGUGAGGUAAUUGUUGCUAUUCCAACAAUGAGAAAAAUAUCCACACUUGAAGCUAAAAUUUGUGCUUCUUUUCUAGAGCUUUGUUGAAGCUCUAGGAAAGAAGAUAAAAUCAUAGUCCAAAACUUGAUGGACUAGACUAGUUAUUAUUUUAAAAUAUAAUAAGACAAUAGCUCUCUAUAUUGUAGAAGAUGGAAAUACAGUUGUUUCGUUUUCUAUUCAAGAGAGCUUUCACUUAAAAAGAACUCAGUAAGUAGCUUCUUCUAGAAUUCAAAUUUAUAUAUUUAAAAUUACGUCUUGACACAGGAAGUGGGAAAAAUAGGAGAAAUAAAUCCUAGUCUGUUUUUCCAAAUGAAAAACUCAUUUGAAAGCUUUUAAAAUUUAGAGACUUAACCACACCUUACUAUGGAGACUGAAAUGAAACUGGGGCCUUUUCUUUUCUGUUAUUUUUUUGUUUUUGUAAGAGACGAAUGUUUCUUCUGUACUCUGAGCCCAUUGGUCUCAGUGGAUUAACAAGAGUAUUUUAGGCAAUGGCAUAAGGAGCCAUUGCUUUCACCACCUUGGAUUUCAUGGGAGGCUGCUUCAUUGAAUGCUAAACCUUUGGGUAGAGUGUCUCUGGAUCAUAUACCAGGUCAGGGAGGAUCUGUUCUUCCUCCACUUCUUUCCUGGCGUGUGCUAGGGCCAUAAAGAGAUAAUAAGCCACGUCUGACCUCUGAAGUACCAGGUGCUAGGACUUGCCUCCGUGUGUAUCCAUGAGUUGUGUACCCUGGUGUGAUCACGUAACUCUCUAAAGUCCUGAACCUGGCUGGCCCUUACUAUUAGGAAAACAAGCAGACAAAACAAACAAUAUACAUACACACAUUCAUAUGCAAACACAUAUGUAUACAUGAGCUCAAUGGAUCAUAGAAUUACACUCAUUUGUUGCUCUAUUAACCAAUCUAUAAAACUUUAGAACAAGAUAAAGGAAAAUAAAAUAAAAAUCAGUGAGUUCUAAAAGGAUAUUUCUGUUUCCCAUUUAAUA